AUGUACAGUCAAUUCAGCCGCCAGGGUACGAAGCAACUCAUUCACCGACCUGCAGCAGGGGCCUGCGGUCCAUUCGAAAUUGACACAUUUGAAGACAAAAUGAUGAAAUUCCGUGACGCGUGUCUCGACAAACUGAGAGCAUACCAAGUAGACAUGGAACAAUACUAUGAUGCGGUUGAUGAUGAAGAAUGGAUAAAAGAAUGGAAUUGGGAUAAGGCUAAGCCAGACAAAGAAAGAUUCGAGCCGCCCCCUGAUCCAGAGAUGCUCAAGAUCGCAACCAAGGUUACUUACAAUAAGAACAAACCCUGCUUCCCACCUCCCCUCUCUCGCCUCAGCGACGAGCUCGUGUACCUUGCUACGAAAUUCAUCAAUGCCGGCGUCCGAUGGAAGCUGUAUCCUUAUGACUUUCUCAUGAGCGGCGACAUCAACCCAGACCGCAUACCAACAGGUCCUGCUCCUCUCGUCUGGGCAUAUGGUCUACCCUUUCUGCCCGUUUACAAGGGCUACUAUGUCCUCACAGGCCGCCAGCAUGCAGCCUGGGCCGGAUGGAAAAUCGACGAGAAGAUGUACAAGCAUAUGGCUCUGGUUCCUGUGUGGUCUAUUGGGCCAGUUGUUGCACCUGGUUCCUUGGUGGCGCAGACGAAGCAAUGCCGUGAAGAAGAACCAAAUGCGCCAGAGGUACUGGAUCGUACGGUGGAGCGUCAUGCAAGAUUUUUCUCUAUGCAAUCUGGAAGACAAUGUGAAAGGGGUGCUGAGUCAAUUCAGGCUAACAGGGACGUGGUUACAACUUGUCCUCAUUGGGGUGUGGUUGCGCCUAGAAGAGAGGAUGGGUUGGAAUUUGGGGUUAUGCGUCUAUGUGACAUUCCAGGCUUCUCGGUUCACAUUGGGCCGCACUCCAUGGAAGAGAGCCCUCCUCAAGUUCUAUCGAGAGAUCUGUUUCAGAGGACUAAUCUCGUGGCCUUUGAUUAUGACGCCUCAUUUAACCGUCCCUACCGUUGCGUUGAGGAGCCGGCUAUGUUUCCCCUAGAAGAGGAGACAUCUGAAUCUGAGUCGUCGUCUGAAGCUGGGCCAUCUAAGCGCGGGCCUAGUCCGGGCCCCGGAAAUAGACGUGGAAAAAGACGUCGAAUCCAGGAUAAUGAAAGUGAUGCCGAUGGUGAUACCGAUGAAAGUGAUGCUGAUGGUGAUACUGAUGAAAGUGAUGCCGAUGGUGAUGCCGAUGAAAGUGAUGCGGGCGUUAUCGAAUCAAUUGAGCAGACUACCUGCGGUGAGCCAGUUGACGGUACCAGUCACGAAAUGACCACCCCUGCACCUUCCAAUAUCACCUGCAGUCAGGACAAUGAAAAUCACAAGGUUGAAUGUGCAGAGCAUUCUCAGAACAAUCCCGCUCAGGAUGACGCUCAAAUUGAAGUCCAGAAUAAGGUGCAUGUCGAGAACCAGGUUGAAAUUCAGGAUGACACGCAGGUCGAGACUCAGGCCCAUGUUCAAGCUGAUACCCAGACCGAUGCGGUGGCUGCUACUCAGGUUGAGACCCAGAUUGAAGCCCAGGUUGAAACUCAAGCCGAAACUCAGGCUCACACUCAAGACACUCAGACCGAUACUCAGGCUGAUACCCACGUCGAGACCCAGUCCGAACCCCAGAAUGCUUAA
Messenger RNA from Penicillium malachiteum, 1647 nucleotides. RefSeq lists its product as uncharacterized. The transcript has a single exon. Lineage: Eukaryota; Fungi; Ascomycota; Eurotiomycetes; Eurotiales; Aspergillaceae. Bases 1 to 1647 code for a protein of 548 amino acids. The record is from RefSeq and is a predicted model, not a curated record.